Molecule: messenger RNA, 1191 nt
Organism: Triticum turgidum subsp. durum (durum wheat)
Lineage: Eukaryota; Viridiplantae; Streptophyta; Magnoliopsida; Poales; Poaceae
Source: the annotation of a GenBank genome assembly
AUGGAGGAGCUGAUCAGCAGCGGACUGGCGGGGAUGGACGAUGCCAGUGCCACCAGAGAGCAGAGGGAGGAGAAGAUGAAGGAUGUGAGGAGGGAGAACCAUGAUGAGUAUAUUAACAGCACACCUCCUCCAUGUCCAUGUCCGCUGCCGCCGGCGGCGCCGGAGACGACGACGCAGGAGGAAGAGGAGGAGGAGGAGGAGGUUUACAGGGAGGAAGAUCGGAUCGCCAGGUGCCGCGGGCUGUGGGAGAGCCGCUUCACCGGCAAAUUUGGCUCCUUCGACGACCAGACAAGUCUUGGUCCCAUGCGGUUUACAUUCGGACCCAUCCCGAGCUACGCGAGGCCUCAUUGUACCAUCCAGAUCUUCGGCAUCCGGGUGGCCGACUUGGAAGACCGCCUCCAGUGGCCGCUGCAUGUCCACGGCUUUCUCGCCGCCAGGGACACCUCGGAUCACAAUCGCAACUUCCUCUUCAACCGCACCAGUGAUAACUGCCAGGUCCUCACCCAACAGGAUCCAUACCUACUGCUGACAGGCCCGCCACGCGCGAUCGUGAUCAUCGACCCGAUCACGAUCGAGUUCCAGCUGAAGGUGAAGAGCAAGAUGGACCCCAAAGAGGACGAGAUGCUGGCCUUCGGGAUAUUCAACUACCCCCAGACCUACCUUGCCACACAUGUGAUCCGCUCGGGCAUCCUCUGCGACCGGUGCACGAUCGAGCUUGCCUAUGCGCCGCUGGACCCCUCGGUCGAGGCGACCGUUAUCGGUGUCCGGAUCAUCGAUGGUGUGUGGCUAGAGGGUCUCCGGGGGCGCGUCGUCGCCGAGGUCACAACCGUGAGGGAAGGAGAGGUGCUGCUGCUCGACUCCCGGGAAGGGAAGAUGCCGAUCAGCCCUUCGGCCGGUGCGGUCGAGCUCUCGAGGCGUAUCGUGUCGGUGGACCUCGAGGGGGGGAAGCUGGUUGUUUCCGUGGUGGCGUCCCCUCAGACCGCUGCGAAAGAAGAAGGCGAUGAUGGUGGUGGCGCUGCCGUCGUUGUUGCGCGAGGCGAGGCCGUGUUCGCACCGGAGAGGGCCGGCACGAGCAAUGGCACUUGCGAUCUUGGCUUCUGCAAGGUGGAGGUUGCUGUUGCAUGGUCUCUUGUUUCGAGCUUGUGGAAUGAGCGGCGUGCCCUCGCGAAACUCGCGGAGGAGAGGGCAUGA